AUGUCCGCAUCAUCUGCAGCUGCUAACGAAGAUAACACGGACUCCAAAUUGCUAGCCCAAGAGGCGCUUCUUCGACGCAUCGCAUCCACGUCUGAAGCACGACGAGUGUUGGCCUUGAAGGGAAGCUUUCUAACUCGCACUUGGGCCUUGGAGUUGGGUAUUGACCGUCCUGCAGCUGACUUGGAUUUUGCUGCUCUGUAUCCUGUCGAUGGUGACGACUGCAUACAAACCAGAGGAUUUUGGCAAGACUGUUGCUCUUCCCUGCAGCAAGAAGAAGAUGAUGGUUGCUCUGUGGUCCUCCGAUCGACGGAACGAACGCGCAAAGAUUACCCAGUGCCUCAUUCCAAUGGACUCUUUUCUGUCUUUGAUGUGACUCUCCCAGACGAGACCAAAGUUGAAUUGCAUGUCGAUAUUGGUUGGGGAGAUCCAAUCUUUCCAACCUGGGAGUGGAUGAAGUAUGCCUGCCAAAAUGGAACAAACAUACAAUUUCUGGCAGUACCAAUGGAGAUGCAAUUUGGUUGGAAAUGUGCUGCUUUGUUCAAGAGAAAUAAAUGGACUGUCAAUAAUAAUAAACUCCAAACAACCGAAGCAAACUCAGACAUUCAUCAACAAAAACAACUUGUUCAGUGUCACUGGGCCCCGAAGGAUCUAUGGGAUUUGGUUAUUAUGAUAAGAACAGGGAGAUUACGACAAGGCGUGGUGGUCACAUGCUUGAACGUGGCCUUUUAUGCACUGGCAUCUCCCGAUUUACCAUUGGAUGCUCGUUGGAUGCAACGAUUGACAGAGGAAGCCAUGGGGUCCAGUAGGCGAUCGGCCAAAUUAUGGAUAAAGUAUCGAUCUACGCAGUCCACGACAACUCAAACCAAAAUGCCGCUCCAAGUCCAUCAAGCAGUGCAGGAAGUCGCGACUUAUUGUCGACCUCUUCUCCAGCAUUUGCCCCAGAUUGCAGCGGAUCGGCAAUUCGAAUCGUUCCAGCAAGUGUUUGGACACACUGAGAAUGGCGGAGAAACCGAACAACACCUACAAGAGGACAUGACGCAGUGGAUACUUCACGACAUUUGUUCUGUCUGGACCAAUCGAAGACAAGCGCACGCGUACUUGGUCUUUCAGGAGGGAGCCACGAAACCACCCGAACUCAGGAAUGGUGCCAGGGUGCGGAUAGGAUAUCAUCCCGUCGUGUUCCGGAUCGUCAGUCUUCGACCGGCAAAGGGGUGGCAUCCCGGAACGGAGUCAUGGCCGCCAUAUACCAAAGAUGCUUAUCGUUUAGUAUUGGAUCCUCCGCCUGACUUUGCUGUGUGUGGCGGGAGAGUGAUACUGCUGGUCCCAAACGACAAAGAGGAGAACCAACCGCUUUCACCAUCUGACACGCAACGAGAUGCGGUAAAUGCAUCACCCACUGAAAAGCCCACAACUACGACUGACAGCGCCAACACAGAAGCAGUAUCUCACCCACAACCUGUUUCUUCCAAGAUAGACAAGAACCGCAACCUUGACUUGCUACCUACUGCCGCAAACGUGGAAAAAGAGCAGUUUCAAGCCAAGGCAUUCAUGAAGAAGGCAAAGAAGUGCACUCCAACGCCAUUGGCGCCUCCAAUCCGCAAGGGACAAAGGAUUGUAUUCGUCAUUAGCUCUAGUAUCCAGAAAGUGAACGAAUUUCGGUUGUUCUUUGCCAGGUAUGGAAUUGGCGUAGCCCAUGUCAAUCCUUACGGUUUCAGGACGGCCGGUAAGACGAUUGAAAAAGUUGCCACGACUUUGGAACCACUAGCACGGCAACUCUUGGCGCAAACGGAACCCAACACUUUUUGGUGCAAGGCGGUCAUGUGGGAACAGAUGUUGCUGUUGAAAUAUGGGGAAGAUAAGGCUGCCAACUUUAACGACAAUCCUGUUGAUGGAGAACGUGCUAUGGUCAAAGCCAAUCUCAUUUGCUGGACCUGGAAGGAAGACAUUGCAACCGCAGCUCAGGAAUUCUCGUCCAUUGGUCUACGUCAUGCUGGGAGCGCACGAGAUGGCGAGAUCAGUACGGACGGCAACACAGAAGGCGGCGUUAUGACAACAAAGUUCUACUCAAAUGAUGUUGAGGGCUUCAUUGAUCUCUCAAAGCGAGGCAACAAGGAGCAGGUGUUCGGCUUUGAUGAUAUCUUUGUCCUGAAAGCCACCAGUCUCUCCUAUCAUGAAAAGAAGCUUGCCGGCUUCAAGUGCAGUCCGCGAGAUUCCAACCUUUCUGCUUUCGUCGCGGAUCAUGUGCACUACAAGAAUCGCAAAGAAUGGGGCCAUUUGCCAAACGUCAAUCAACAUGAGAAGAACGUCGACAGAAAACGAACCAUAUCAAUAGGAUUUUCGGAUGGAUUGGAUUGUGCCAAGUUUGUGGCGAAUACGAGCUAUUUCCACACGGGAGUUGCCUCUCGAUUGCUGCCAUGCUUCUACUCUGUUGUGAAUGAUGGCGUCUUCUUUCGCUCGUCCAUCUCUCGCCGUGAAGUGAACUACUGGUUGCCUGGGUUGAACUCAGGGAUCCCCUUUGUGAAAAAGAAGGAUGAGAUACACGAGCUGACAUUCCUUGCCCACGAUUUUGGCCAUUUCAUGAUCCCUGAUCUGGUUUUCACGGAAGCGCUCAGACGAUCUGGUGUGCAAUAUGAUUUCGCAAAACGUGCCAUCUGGCCACUAUUCCAAGCAACUGGGAUCGAUCCAUUCCCAGAGCUACCGGAUACUGAAUAUACAUUGCGACAAUUUCGGAGGCUUCUUCAUGCCAACGCAAUCUAUUGUUUGCUGGGCGACGAUUCCGGAUGGAUGGAGCUGCUCAGAGGGAACAGCAACGACACCGCUGAACCUGAGGCGCUGAAGAGGUUCAAAGACAAGUACAUGCCGUUCUUUGUUGAAGACUACCGGUGGACAUCACAGAACUACGAUUCUAUGGUAUCACGGUGCGACGAGUUCCAGCGCUGGUCAAAGCUUGUCGAGCCGAUCAAACAGGCACUGGCGGGUUCGCCCGGGGGAAGUCGCAUUGAAACGGUAGAAGAGUUUGCUGCUGCAAUCGGGGCUGAGUCAUCCUUGAGCGGAAGAGAUCUGGUGGAGCGUUCGUUGGAUCGACUAUUCGAAGAUCGGAUCAAACCAGCAUUUCAUGGCCAACCUUGCGCUGCAUCGCCUGGUGUUAUUCGACGCAAUUCCCUGGGUCGUUAUAUGAUUGGUCAGUUGCAUCUGUUGGCAAGGUUUCCAAUGAUCCCUGAUGUCAAAAUCUAUGCAGACAAGCUCUGCAAGGUCAUGACUCGAUUGUCGGGUCAGAAUGCUGUGUCUGUUGCUGAAUGUUUCGCUAUUAGGGGCCUGUACGAUCAACUUGUGGUUGUAUUGGAGGAAAAGGGCCUGAUUACUGCGGAUGAUGCGACAACCUACAAAGAGGUCUGUCCCCUGUUCGAGCCGUGUUAUGUCAACUAUGAUCGAGGCUUUGGCUUCUACGAUCAACUGGAAGAAGUGCAGAAACGGAUACUUGCAACGGAGGAUCCUGCUCCUGCUGUUACGCCCGUGUAUACCCCUGUGGUGUCGACCGCCGACCCAAACAACAACAGCUCUCGUCGAGAAAGAUCGCCAGCCACAUUGGAGCAUCAGGGCGCAGCCUUCAUUGAUAUGGAUCGCGCGUGGAAAUCGAUUCUUGAGGUCCCGUUGAAGGCUCGGUUGCGGGCGCUCAUGCAGCAAGUGGGAGUCACAUUCUGGGACGGACCAGAAGGUUGGUUUGUUCGGCAACCAAUGGCCGCCGUUUGUGCCAUUGGUGGCUUGCCAACAUCAUUAGAUUCCAAUGAUUCCAUCACAUUUGGCGGAGCCUCUCAUCAAUUGGAUGACAUAAUCCAAGAGUGGCGUCGUGGUAUGGGACUUGCAUCCAUGCCAUGUUACAUGAACCCGGGCAAGAAGGAGCCGAUUGAUAUGUGGAAUGUUCUUUGCAAGCACGGUCACUUCUCUGUGGCUCAUACAGUUUCACUGAGUUUCUUUCUGGCGGGGUUCUCCUGUGGAGUUGAAAACGAGCUGAACAGCCAACGUGAUUUGGUUCAUAUGGCCCGCGUCACAGUGGCCCGAACGGCAGCUCAACAGCAGCCUCCCAUCGUAGUCCAGCAUCCGUCCUUGCUUCGGUUAGUCGAGCAGCUGAAACAGGUCACUUCACAGUCAUUGGCCGUCCCUGACGACAUAUCAAGCAAAGAUUGGCACGAAGCCGCCAAUCUGCUGUGGCCUGCUGCCAAGGCACAAUGUGCAGUGAUCACAGGCACCUUGCGAAGCUUUCAAAAGCUCAUGGCAGCAAUUGAUGACGAAGGCAAAGAAGCCGAGUUCCGAUCGCUUUUGCUUCUGAUGAAUGCCACUCUUCAGGUGUUACAGCCAGAAAUGUUUCGACCAAACGAAUCAUACAAGUAUGAGCUGCCUCAGCACUACGACACGCAGAGAAAACGCUCGUCCAAUGGGGAUGCCUGA
Molecule: messenger RNA, 4446 nt
Organism: Seminavis robusta
Lineage: Eukaryota; Bacillariophyta; Bacillariophyceae; Naviculales; Naviculaceae
Source: the annotation of a GenBank genome assembly